AAAUAUAGUAAACCAUAAGUUUCCACUCUGCUAAGUGAUGGGUUGGGAAACCAUUAAGCCUUAUAUUAUGAUGUUCUUCUUACAGUUUGUGGAUGCAGGUUUGGCGUUGGUCUCCAAGAAGGCCAUAGCUGAUGGAAUGAACCCUUUCGUCUUUGUCGUUUAUCGGCAGGCACUUGCCACUCUUUCCUUGGCUCCUUUUGCUUUCUUCCUUGAAAGGAAGAAGUCUUCUUCUCUAUCAUUCAGCUUACUUUGCAAGAUCUUCUUGGUUGCUUUAUGUGGGAUCACUUUAUUUUUGAUUCCCUAUUAUUUUGCAAUAAAUUACACAUCUGCAACAUUUGCUGCUGCGAGUACCACCACCGUCCCUGCCGUGACCUUUAUUCUGGCUGUUUUUUUGAGGAUGGAAAGCAUCUCCAUAAAGGAAAGGCACGGAAUGGCCAAGAUAUUGGGUUCUGUGGUUUGUAUAUCUGGGGCUUUGGUGUUUGCCUUUGUUAAAGGACCUCCUGUGUAUCCAUCAAUCCAAAGAAACACUUCACACUUAUCCACUAAGCAUAGUUCCAAAGGGGAGUGGAUUAUGGGUUCUCUCAUCAUGCUCUCAGCCUACACUGCAUGGUCUUUGUGGAUUAUCAUGCAGGGUCCUAUUGUCAAGCAAUACCCAUUGAGGCUACGCCUUAUAACUCUUCAGGCCUUCUUUAGCUGCAUUCAAUCUGCACUUUGGGUUGUUGCUGUGGAUAGGAAAAAGUCAUCAUGGAAGCUUGGAUGGGAUGUUCAUCUUCUUUCUGUGGCUUAUUGUGGUGUUGUCGUGGGUGGAAUUUCUUACGUGGUACGACUUUGGGUUAUAGAGAAGAAAGGGCCUGUCUUCGUAGCAAUAUUCAAUCCAUUGAUACUUAUUAUAACAGCCAUCUUCUCAGCUUUUCUGUGGAGAGAAAUCAUUCACUGGGGAAGUGUUUGUGGUGCUAUAAUGUUGGUAGUUGGACUCUACUGCGUCUUGUGGGGGAAGCAUAAAGAAGAAAAAUAUGCAAAAAAGCAUCAGAUACCAGAAAGCAAAGAAGAAGUGCGGAUCACGAAUGAGUAAUUGACUUUGUGCAAAGAUAAAUGCUACAUAGACUUAAAAACUAGACUUGAUAAUCUUAACCAUUGAAUAGGUAGUGAUUCCCAAUA
This is a messenger RNA of Ilex paraguariensis (yerba mate), 1158 nucleotides long. Lineage: Eukaryota; Viridiplantae; Streptophyta; Magnoliopsida; Aquifoliales; Aquifoliaceae. The record is from the annotation of a GenBank genome assembly.